This is a messenger RNA of Anopheles marshallii, 264 nucleotides long. RefSeq names its product 40S ribosomal protein S27 (gene RpS27). The coding region runs from base 10 to 264 and encodes 84 amino acids. The record is from RefSeq and is a predicted model, not a curated record. Gene Ontology annotation, biological process: ribosomal small subunit assembly; translation. Gene Ontology annotation, molecular function: structural constituent of ribosome; RNA binding. The transcript has a single exon. Lineage: Eukaryota; Metazoa; Arthropoda; Insecta; Diptera; Culicidae. Gene Ontology annotation, cellular component: cytosolic small ribosomal subunit; ribosome.
CAAGUGAAAAUGCCGCUCGCCAAGGAUUUCUUGCAUCCGCUGCCCGCUGAGGAGAAGAGGAAGCACAAACUGAAGCGUUUGGUGCCCCAUCCCAACUCGUACUUCAUGGACGUCAAGUGCCCCGGCUGCUACAAGAUCACCACCGUCUUCAGCCAUGCCCAGAGCGUCGUAGUGUGUGCCGGUUGUUCGACGAUCCUGUGCCAGCCGACCGGUGGCAAGGCCCGUCUGACCGAGGGCUGCUCGUUCCGCAGGAAGCCGUACUAA